Messenger RNA from Priapulus caudatus, 2052 nucleotides. RefSeq names its product calcium-dependent secretion activator 1-like. Bases 13 to 2052 code for a protein of 679 amino acids. Gene Ontology annotation, molecular function: RNA-directed RNA polymerase activity. The record is from RefSeq and is a predicted model, not a curated record. Gene Ontology annotation, biological process: synaptic vesicle exocytosis; dense core granule exocytosis; viral genome replication. Lineage: Eukaryota; Metazoa; Priapulida; Priapulimorpha; Priapulimorphida; Priapulidae. The transcript has 15 exons.
AACCGGAAGCUGAUGCCAAAGUUCGUGCUGCAGAAGGAGAUGGAGAGCCUGUACAUAGAGGAGGUGCGCACGUCCAUCAACCUGCUGAUGGCCAACCUCGAGUCUCUGCCCGUCUCCAAGGGCAACACCGACUCAAAGUACUCGCUGCAGCAGAGGCUGAAGAAGUACCACAGGGCGCAGAACGUCGGCUUUCAGUCGAGCCGUGGCAGUGACUCGCAGGAGGAGACUGAAGCCCAGCUCACCAAGCUAGAUGUCGUGCUCUCCUUCACACUUGAGGUGGUCGUCAUGGAGGUGAAGGGGUUAAAGUCGCUGGCACCGAACCGCAUUGUCUACUGCACGAUGGAGGUCGACGGAGGAGAGAAGCUUCAGACGGACCAGGCCGAGGCUUCGAAACCAUGCUGGGACACGCAAGGAGACUUCACGACGACACACCCGCUGCCCAACGUGAAGGUGAAGCUCUACACAGAGAGCUCGAGCGUCUCAGCAUUCACGCACCCCCAUCGCUUCCAGGUGGUGAUCCGCCCGAACCCGAUGGACCCCAAGGUGCCUGGCUGGCACAAGAUGCAUGUGCCGAAGAAUGCAGCUGACCAGGACCUGAGAAUCAAGAUUGCUGUCAAGAUGGACAAACCACAGAACAUGAAGCACUGCGGGUACCUGUACGCGAUGGGCAAGACUGUGUGGAAGAAGUGGAAAAGACGCUACUUUGUGCUCGUGCAGAUCUCACAGUACACGUUCGCGAUGUGCAGCUACCGCGAGAAGAAGACUGAGCCAACCGAGCUCAUGCAGCUAGAUGGCUUCACGGUCGACUACAGCGACCCCGUACACGACCUGGAGGGAGGCAAGCACUUCUUCAACGCGGUGAAGGAGGGGGACAACGUCGUGUACGCGUGCGAUGAGGAGAACGAUCGACACCUGUGGGUGCAGGCGAUGUACCGCGCGACGGGCCAGUCACACAAGCCUGUGCCACCCACCACCGUGCAGAAGGGGCAGCCCAACGCUAACUCUCAGAUCGCACGCAUACAGGGAGACGCAGACCGAGCGAGGAAGCACGGGAUGGACGAGUUUAUCCAGGCUGACCCGGGCCGCUUCAACCACAACUACUUGUUCACGGAGAUGCAGAAACUCACGCUUGAUCACCGACUGAACGACACCUUCUGCAGCCUCGGAUGGUUCAGCCCGGGACAGGUGGUCGUGCUGGAUGAGUACUGUGCGCGCUACGGCGUACGCGGCUGCUACAGACACCUGCAGUACCUAGCUGAGCUGCUCAACCGCGCUGAGCAGGGCUGCAUGAUCGACCCCACACUCAUACACUACAGCUUCGCAUUCUGCGCCUCACACGUGCACGGCAACAGGCCUGACGGGAUAGGCACGGUGCUGCAUGAGGAGAGGGAGCAGUUUGAGGAGAUCAAGGAAAGGCUGCGCAUCCUGCUCGAGAACCAGAUCACGCACUUCAGGUACUGCUUUCCCUUCGGCCGACCUGAGGGGGCGCUGAAGGCAACGCUCUCCCUGCUGGAGAGGGUACUCAUGAAGGACAUUGUGACGCCAGUGCCACCAGAGGAGGUAAGGGCAGUGAUCAAGAAAUGCCUGGAGAAUGCCGCUCUCGUCAAUUACACGCGAAUCUCUUCGUAUGCAAAGAUAGAAGAGAGCCACGAGCUGUGCGAGUCGCCGAAGAAGAGGCUGGAGGACCUGAUGCACCUGUCGGAACUCUGCAUCGACCUUCUCCAACAGAACGAAGAGCACCAUGCCGAGGCGUUUGCGUGGUUCUCCGACCUGAUGGUGGAGCAUGCUGAGCUGUUCUGGUCUCUGUUCGCUGUGGACAUGGACUCUGUGCUGGAGGCGCAGCCAGCCGACACGUGGGACAGCUUCCCUCUGUUCCAACUACUCAAUGAUUACCUUUGCAACGACGACACGCUGUGCAAUGGCCGCUUCCACAACAAGCUGCGCGACACGUUUGCACCGAUGGUGGUGCGCUACGUCGACCUAAUGGAGUCCUCGAUCGCCCAGUCCAUCCACAAGGGCUUCGAGCGUGAGAAGUGGGAGAUACGAGGGUAA